AUGACUUCUUUAUUCCAGUUAACCGGCAAGAUUCUACUGGCGCUGUGUUGCGUCAGAACAGCAACUGUUUUUGCGGGAUUAUUGCCAGAGGCUGAUAGCAACGGUUACCAAUACAACAGGCCAAUAACAACAACUGGCGGAGGAGCAUUUACUGGUCUUGGUGCUAUUGUCGAUCCUUCUAAUAGACGAUCUGGAUACACUAGAGAUAGUUCAUCUGGACGAUUACCGUUGGGAUUGAACCCUUUGACAAGUUCAGGAUUCGGUGGAAGUGGGAGUGGGAGUGGGAGUGGUAGUGGUAGUGGUAGUGGUAUUGGCAGUGUAAUUGGUGGUGGUAGUGUUAAUGCAUUUGACUUUGGGGGCAGAACAACAAAUACCUACAGUGCACCUGGAUUUGCAAACGAUUUUGCUAGAGGUAUCGGUUACAAUUCAAGGCCGACUAAUACGUACAAUCUUCCUAAUGGAUACAAUUCCAUUGGAAACUAUCAGGGGGACGGAAGCAUUGCUCCUGGUUACAACGGAAUCAAUGAUCCUUAUCGUAAUCGCUACGAUCUAGACGACAACCGACCUCGGCCCUAUAGCUUUCAAUACCAAGUGUUUGAUCCACCGAGUGGUAACGAUUACGGCCAGCAGGAGUCUAGCGAUGGAAAUGUUGUGCAAGGAGAAUAUCGAGUUCUUUUACCAGACUCGAGGACACAAAUCGUUAAAUAUACGGCCGACAAUGUCAACGGAUACAACGCAGACGUACAAUACGAGGGUCAAGCACAGUAUCCCAACACUAUAACUGCUAACUCUCCCACUUCAGUGGGCUAUCAAUUUCCUGGUUCAGCUUCUGAGGGUCCUUAUCAGCCGCCCGGUUUUCCUGGUCUUAUUCCCUAUCAAGGUAAAAGAGGUGGUGUUGGUGGUAUUAGUGGUGUUGGUGGCUACAACAGGCCCAGUGGAGACAGAUUUACUGGUGCAAAUAACAACAUCUUUGAUAACAGUGGCGGUGUUGCCGUAGGUACUCGCCCUGGCAAUCAAUACUUACCUCCAACCGGUGGAUAUGGCAAAUGA
This is a messenger RNA of Microplitis demolitor, 1050 nucleotides long. RefSeq names its product pro-resilin. Lineage: Eukaryota; Metazoa; Arthropoda; Insecta; Hymenoptera; Braconidae. The transcript has 4 exons. Gene Ontology annotation, cellular component: extracellular matrix. Bases 1 to 1050 code for a protein of 349 amino acids. The record is from RefSeq and is a predicted model, not a curated record.